CCUUCGCUCGCGAGGCCGACCUGAUCUUGGCUGCGAACUUGGACCUACGCAAGCCCAGUUGUGCUCCCUUCCAAGCACCGACCCAUUACACCAGAGAUUGGCAGGCGGCGAAAGACGAAUUGGUCCUUGGCAAACAGUGCCCACAGCUUCAGUCCUUGAUCGAAGCCAUGCGGGAAAGGACUUGGGCGACGCGGGUUCUGACUGCAAUCUACCGGAUUCCCAUCGAACUCCCGGGCAUGCUGACUUCUGCUGCAACUGAGAACUUUGGCAGGCUCACCCUCCUACGAUUCCUUCUUGCCGUCAUUGUCACGGGCGCCCAGGCCAAGAAGGCGGAGGAUGCAGAACCCAAGAAGCCACCAACCAAGGCCCUAGAGCUGAGUGAUAGCGAGUCGUCCGGUGAUGACGAUGAUGAUGACAGUCCCCCGACCUUCGAGUGGACCACCAUCAUCAAAAAGUCUUUGGUUGCUUCCACUCCAAAACCUGUGGAGGACAAGAAAACGUCCCUCCUCACGGCACCCAAGUUGCCCGAGGACGACGAUGCCUGGAUCGACCAGCUUGCCCAGAUGGACCUCACCAACGACAGACCAAGCCCUCUCUUUGUCAUGAUCCUACCAGCCAAGGAAGAUGGAUGCUACUUCGUGGUGGUUCGCCAGCGCUAUCUCCCCCUUGCGAUGAACGUGCUCGACAACCUGCCGUCCUUUCUCCAGUUUCACCUUGGUGAGUCUUCAUUCCCCAAUUUCAUUCGAGUUAUCAAGAACUGGUCCGCUACCGAUCUCGCCUACCAGAAUCGCAAGCUUCAUGUUGAAUGGGUGCCGUCGGAGCUACGCUCCCGCUGUAUUGACGAUCCCACCGACGAUCAAGGUCCUCAAGUCCGUGAUCCCAUGGACUUCCUUCUCUGCAUGGAAGACCCCGUGGAGAUUCUUGAGGGCACUCUCCACA
Cylindrotheca closterium is the source of this 939-nucleotide messenger RNA. Lineage: Eukaryota; Bacillariophyta; Bacillariophyceae; Bacillariales; Bacillariaceae. The record is from the annotation of a GenBank genome assembly.